This is a messenger RNA of Colletotrichum navitas, 798 nucleotides long. RefSeq lists its product as uncharacterized. Gene Ontology annotation, cellular component: membrane. Lineage: Eukaryota; Fungi; Ascomycota; Sordariomycetes; Glomerellales; Glomerellaceae. The coding region runs from base 1 to 798 and encodes 265 amino acids. The record is from RefSeq and is a predicted model, not a curated record. Gene Ontology annotation, molecular function: transmembrane transporter activity. The transcript is spliced from 5 exons.
AUGAAGCACCGAGACCAAAAAUUAAAUAAACACUGCAUCGAAGAUGCGGCGCAGCUGAAUCUUAAGUACCAGAACGAUCUCAGAGGUGCUGAUCUCGCGACAAGCCUGAUCGGAGACCAGCAGCAAAAACGUAUUUCUCGGAAUACUGACGAGCGAGUCCUCUCAAUCCUCGUCUGGGUGUACUUCAUCCAGAUCCUUGAUAAGUCCGUUCUUGGAUAUGGCGCCGUCUUUGGGCUGCGGCAGGACUGCAACUUGACGGUCAGCUUUGAAUUGGCCAUUGCCCAGCUCUCAUGGUGGUCCUUCCCCACGUGGCUCAUCUUCAAGGUGCCGCAUCGCAUCUUGGUGCCCUGUCUGGUGUUGGGCCGGGAAUUGCUGAGGCCCGUCUACCACAACUACGCUGGCUUGAUGGCGACCCGUUUCCUACGUGGCUUUUUUGAAGCCGGCUGCCUCGCUCUCUUCUCUGUCAUCACCUUUCAGUGGUAUCGCCGCACCGAGCAGCCAAUGCGCGCAGCACGGUCUUGUCACAAUGUUUGCUGCUCUGUGUCAUAUGGGCUGGGCCAAAUCAAUGGUGUCAUCCACUCGUGGCAGAUUCUCUUCAUCUUCGACCGGCUGGCAACCGUUCUCACCGCGCCCGUGCUGUACAUGUUCCUGAACAACAGUAUCCCAACGGCACGGUUCCUCGCCGAUCACGAGAAGCUACAAGCCAUUGAACGCCUCCGAGCGAACCAGACGGGCACAUAUAGCCGCGGAAUCAAAUGGGGCCAGGCAUUUGAAGCUCUCUACGAACUCAAAAGCUAG